This is a messenger RNA of Gambusia affinis (western mosquitofish), 2819 nucleotides long. RefSeq names its product caspase a-like. The record is from RefSeq and is a predicted model, not a curated record. Gene Ontology annotation, biological process: proteolysis; regulation of apoptotic process. Gene Ontology annotation, molecular function: cysteine-type endopeptidase activity. The coding region runs from base 465 to 1625 and encodes 386 amino acids. Lineage: Eukaryota; Metazoa; Chordata; Actinopteri; Cyprinodontiformes; Poeciliidae. The transcript has 8 exons.
CCAGAACAUAAAGUUCAUGUGAACAACGACAUAUGCCUGCUGUUUAUCAGCAAAACUAAUAAUGAACUGGGACAACAACUAUACAUGGAAGAAAUCAAUAUUUAUUGUUUCAACAGCAGAAUAUUAACUGAUAAAACUUGUAGUAUCCUCUUCACCCAUAUUAAAAGCAACGUUUUUUGAAAUAUUUGGUCGGAUGAAAAAGACAUAAAGUCAAAUUAAAGUUUUCUAAAAACAAUAUUGUUCUGUAAGGAAUAUUUUAAAAACCGAUAAGCAUUACAUUUCCCCAUACUCCGGCGGUAACAUUACACUCGUAUUGCUGAAGUAGCGAUGUAAGGCUGCACGUCAGGAAUGCAGCUGCAGCUGGAAGUCAUCCAGCGCGCCUUACCCACAGUAGAGCAGGAAGUUUUCAAGUUUAAGUUGUUCGUGUAUAGGUCGGGAAAUUACAGCGAUACAAAAACAGAACAAUGGCAGAUAAAGAACUUGACAGAGUCAGAUCUCGCUUUGUGAACAAGGUGUCCAAAGAAGUAAUAAGUCAACUCCUGGACGGCCUUUUGCAUGAUGGUGUGUUGAAUGAUGGGGAGAAGGAUGCAAUAAUUGAAGAAAAUGACAGCAGAGCAGAUAAAGCACGCUGUCUCAUCGACAAGGUGAAGAGGAAAGGACAUGAUGCCAGCAGCAAGAUGAUUACUCACCUGAAAAGUUUGGAUGAAACACUGUUCUGUGAGUUGGGUCUUUCCAACGUCCAGCCUGCUCUGCCAGCUGCAGCAGGCCCGGUGGAUCAGAGUGGAUCAACUCCUUCAGUCUCCAGCGUGGAAGAGUUCUGGAAGUCCAAAGAGAACGAUCCAGAGGUCUAUCCUGUGACACAAACUUCCUUUAGGAACCGUGUUGCUCUGCUGAUCACUAAUAUCAAGUUUUCUGAGAAAUCAAUGAACAGAAGGGGAGCAGAGAAAGACGAGGAGAACAUGGAGAAACUGCUUUCUAAUCUGGGAUAUGAGGUGGUGAAAUACACAAACCUCACUGGAAAGGCGAUUGAUGAGGCUUUAAUUGACUUCACUAAACAUCCCAAACUAAAACACACUGACAGCGUGUUUGUGGUUCUCAUGUCUCAUGGGAAGCUGGGGAAAAUUCUUGGGGUUGAUUGGAAAAAAGACCAACCAGAUGAAUUUCCAAUCAACAACAUUUUCAAACACUUGGGCUCCAAGAGCUGUCCAGAGCUAAGAGACAAACCAAAGGUCAUCAUCAUACAGGCCUGCAGAGGAGAACAAGGAGGAAGCGUUCUGGUUAACGACGGUCCAAACACAGCGGAUCAUGUUCUACAAUCUGAGGAUCUGGAAGCAGACAAGCUUCAAUUUGUUCACAAAGAAAAAAACUUCAUUUCUCUUCUUUCCUGCACACCUGACACCGUGUCGUACAGACAACCAGAUUAUGGGUCUCUCCUCAUCCAAUACAUUGUGAAGGUUUUCACCCCAGAGUCGUACAAGAAACACAUUUAUGAGCUUUUCAGGAAGGUCCUGCAGCAUGUUGAAGAGUUUAUGAGCCGUGAGAAACUCCAGAUGCCAACAAUUGACAGAUGCACCCUGACAAAGGACUUCUACCUCUUUCAAGGCCUCCUGCACAACAAUCACUGAUGUCACACGUCUUAGUGUGAUUUGAAGCACUUAGUACUUUUUGUACUUCUUGUUUUGCACUAAAAGUAAAAAAAAAAAAAAUCAUUUUUUUGUAUUUUAUAUUUGAGCUAGUUGCUCAUACCGGCUAGUUGGAGCAACUAGCCAAUCAAUUAAUUAGCGAAUAUGAAAUUGUUCUCCUGUUAAUCUAGAGCAGAAAGACCAAAGGGUUUAUGAUUCUGUGUAAUAAUCAUAGUGGAUGUUGAGUUAUGCCAGUGGCGACUCCAGAGAUGUUUUGCUGCAGGUGCUAAGGACGGAGCUAAGCAUUUUUCUAAGGGUGCUAUGCAGGAUAAUUUGUUCUUACAGUUCUCAACACACACAGAAGCAAGCACAUAUACAACAGAAUUAAAAACCAGAAUAUGUGGCAUUCUGGUUUUUAAUUACAGUACAUUCAGGGCUGGACGACGUGGCUGAAAAAUGUAUAAUGAUAGAAGCAUUUCAUAUAAGUCGAUGUCGAUAAUUGUUCAUUAGUUUGUUGUUUUCAAUAUCUGAAAUGCUGCCAGUCUGGUGAUGUAAUCAUUCCAGUUUUAUCCACAAUUUCUCCUUGAGCUGUUGAGUUUAUCCUUGGAAAUUUGGGUAGUAGAAUUGAUCCUUUUUCACAUUAUGUGCUCCUUUCAGAAGUGGAAAUAGGCAUAUAAGUUCAUUUUCUGUCACGAGAUGGGAUUUCUUUUAAUCCAAUAUAAAUUAUUUGUUUUAUCCUUUUUUUUUAAUUAGUUGUGUUUUUCAAGUUAAAAUAACACAGGAAUAUUAAAGAAUAUUAUCUUCAAUGAAAAGGAAAUAACCUGACAUUUUCCAUGACCUCUCCUGGGGGCGCUACAGCACCAGUGAAAAUGUGGAGAUUUCUUUAUUUCAAAUUUAGAGAAUCUGUAUCAUAUAAAGAUUCCACCACUUUCUGAUAGAAGUCAAUAUAUUAUGUAUUUACUAAAGACAUCUUUGACCCAAAUAUAUAAAUACAAUACCACUUCCUUUAAAUCUCGACUAAAAUCCCACCUGUUUAGAAUAUCGUUUGAAACAUAAUCAAUCACCAAUUUAAUGAUGGCACUUAAUGUAAUGUUCUGAUUGUUGAUUCUGUUGCAUGACUUUGUUAUUUUUGUGUUUAUUAUGUAAAGCACUUUGAAAUGCCUUGCUGCUGAAAUGUGCUGUACAAAUAAAAUUUUA